This is a messenger RNA of Cuscuta epithymum, 4303 nucleotides long. The record is from the annotation of a GenBank genome assembly. Lineage: Eukaryota; Viridiplantae; Streptophyta; Magnoliopsida; Solanales; Convolvulaceae.
UGAACCUUUAUGUUUUCUUUUUUGCUGAUUUUGAACCAAUUUCAUUUGUCACAACAAGCCCACUAUUUUUUCACUUUUAAGUUUCAACUGAAUCAAACUCAACCUAAUCUUGUAAAGCUAUGACGGACGGAGGUGGAGCUUCUGUUCCGGUAAGUCUAGUUAUAGAAGCCGACUUUGUAUUAAUCCUAGUGAUAUCUACUUGCAUGAUUAUAUAUUGUGAGAGGUUAACAUACGAAGUAAUGAUAAUUGGUGUAUUAAUUUCAUACACUCGUGAAUACGGUUCGCUACUUAGAACCUUCAGAGAAUUACAUCUGGUGCGUAAGUGUGUUUGUGUUUGUUAAUCAGAUUCAGUGAAACUAUGAAUAUGUGCUGUGAUGUUUAUGUUAGCUUCAUUUUUAUAUGCUACCUAUUAAUGAUUAUGGUAAAUUUUAUAACCUGUAGAUGAGAUGUAUAUCUCUGUUUUGUACUAUAUUAUUGAAAUAUGUACUUACUGAAUAUUACUCUGUAUUUUAUGCUGUUUUUAUUUUCUUUUGUUUUUUUGUUUGUUUUUGUUGUUUUUAAUUUGUUGCUUUUUGUUGUAUCGUGUUUUUUUGUUGCUUUUUUUGUAACAUGUUUCUUUUUGUUGAUUUUUUUUUUUUUGUUUUUGAUUUGUUGAUUUUUGUUGUAUGCUGUUUCUUUUUAUAGGACCAUGUUGAUUCAUGUUGAUCAUUUUCAACUAUUAAUUUUUAUUAUUGCUUAUUUUUAUUAUGAUUCCAUGGCUGUGUGUAAGCACACAUAUCUAUAAUGAUAAAGUUGCACCCAGGAUUGUUGUUUAUGCAAAGUACAAGUGGAUUCAUUGCAACAUAUUUUCUUUAAAUGUCCAUUCAUGAAGGAAAUGUCACAGAGGGUUGGCUGGUCAUUGUCUGAGACUUAAAAAGCAUACUUCUACAAUGUUCACUUCAGUCAAAAUGCGGCUUAAACAAUACCAAGGUGCCCAAAAGAUACUGUAUGCAUUGUUUACAUAAUUUGGAAGGCUAGGAAUGAGGUUAUUCUAGCUUACUCGUAAGGUGAUCUGUGUUGAUAGUGUGCUUUUGCAGAUUAAACUCUAGGUUUUCAAGGUGCUGUUUAGACUAUCCUACCAAUUUUAUUGAUUUUUAUGGUGAUGCCUUUGUUGUUUUCUUAUUUAUCUGGUGUUACCUUGGGAGUUUUGUAUGGUACUCAUCUGCAAAUUGUUGACUAGUGAUUCUCAUUUUGCUUUGGUGAUAGAGGGGGAAGUGAUUGCGGAGUGCAUGAUGCUGUCGUUUUUGUUUGAAAUUUCAGUAAUUCUUUUUUUUUGUUCCAGUAAUUGUCUGUGUAACUAUGGGUUUACUAAAUUAUACUAUAACUAUAAUCACUAUUUAUUUUUUUAUAUACUUCGUAUAUUGCAGUUUUUUUUCUUUCAGAUUUGGGCUUUUCUGUUCAUUUCUGGCAUUCCAUUUCUGCAGAUUUUUCUUCAUUUCACAGAUGUUUUGGACUGCUUAUUUGUAUUAAUUUUUCCUAUUGCUUUAAAUAAGAAAAAUUAAAAACAACAUUGACUUUGAUUUCUCUCUCACUAUAAAGACAAUACGUAAGCACCAAACCUUACUGGAAUUGGGAUCCCCAGUCGACCGAAACCUGUUAAUAGGAGGCCAGUCCCAGGCCGUUAUAUUUUUUCCCAGAGAGCAGCACCAAACACGCCCAGAUCCACCCCCAAAUGGUUAGUAAUUAAAACAACAACACAUUUUAAGAAAUAAUCGGUUAAAUAUAGUGAUAUCCCUUUUCUGUCUUGUGUAACAACAAAACAUUGACCUCAUUUUUAGUAUGACAACCUCAACAAAGUGUUCAAUCUGUGCCCGAGCUUGUCACCUGUUUCUUGAUCUCUUCAACCUUCAAAGCCAACUCGUCUCUGCUAUCCUUGGUGGAAGUAAUUGGUCUCGGACUGCUUAUAUGCCUUUUAUGCAGAUAUCUUUGCAGUUUUUAUUGUGCUUUUCAUAGCAGUUUUUUGUGCCUAUUUUAUUAUGUUUUCUCCAUUUGAUUGGCAGGCCGCAUCUUCCUAGACAACAUUUUUGCAUGAUAGACCAUUUUUAAUGCACGAAAUCAGAAUGCUAUUGCUGCAGAUUUGUUGAGUUUUUCGGAGCAAUUUUUCAUGUAGCAAUUAAGGCAGCUUUUUGCGGCAUAUUUUUUUCUGUGUAUUUCAUAGCACUUUCUUGCAUAUUUUAAUUGUUUUUCAAUCAGUGAUAUUAACAUAGACUCUGCAUUUAUUGUAGAGAAUUUAUGCAUUAUUGGGCAGUUUUUUCCCCAUUUUUCAUUCCAUAAACCUCGCUAGGUGUCAAUAGUAACUACCUAGUUGCUGAGGUAGUUUCAUUUUAACACAAAGGUUUUCUUAUUUUCAUUGGAAAGUGUAGAGGGAUUCUUACUUUAAUUUUUUAACAUAAAAUAUUCUGGUGCAAGUAUAUAUUGCAAAUUUCGUUCAUUUAAUUAUUUUUAUUUUAUUUCCUGUCACUUGUUUGAUUGGAGAGAAAGGAAGGGGAGAUAACUGCAGGAGGUAUGAGUUCCUUAAAAAACAGUAUGUAUUUCAAACCUAUGAAGUUUCUUCAUAAACGAAGGUUUCUUCUUCAGCUUCGAGGCAGAAGACAAAUCUGUAUUCUGUAGUCAUGUUCAACAAUUAAUUUCUUAAGGGUAAACUUGAUUCAUCAUACAUCACAAGUAAUUUUGAUUUUAGGUUGAUGUACAUCAUAUGAACUGUGUCAUAUACUUAUAUGCGUAACUACUCAUUGAUUUGAUGAUUCUAUUAGCUACUCGUUUUAGCAAGAUUCAAUCAUAUAAUUGAACAACUUAUGUACUAUGAUACUAUUGCUACUUUUUUUUGUAUUUUACUGGCAUGUUGCUGCGGCUGAACUAUGCUUGAAAAAAUCUUUUAUUUUCUCUCUAUGGAUUGUGAGAUCGAAGAGAAUCUAGAUAUGGAGUUUUCAUAGAAUCAUGAUAUACAUGGUACCAUCAUUCUCAAUUUGUAAGGAUUCAUUAUUCACUUAUUUGAUUCAUAUGCAUAUGUAUAUCAUAUGCACUCAAUUCAUAAUAAUUUAUUAUGACAAUAUAAUCUCUCGACUUGUAUAUGCUGAUAUAAUACAUAAUUUUUUUAGACAAUCUUAGCGGGCGGGCGGAGUAAUAAAGAAGGUUGUAUUUACCAUCUAAUUACAACUAAUUGUCUCCUACAACUUUUAUGCUAGAGGAAUCAGAUCUCCAAAGUGACAUAUCCCCAAACUCUGGACAAAUAUAGAUGUUGGGACUAAGAAGUCAGGAAGAAGAAAAUAAAAUCAUUUCUCUACACUAGAGAUGUGUCCGUGCAUGCUAUGGUUUGUGGCUGAACUCGUGAUCAAGAAGACGAAGGCACGCUCUAUGUCAGCUUAUUUUGCAGGAUGCAAAUGGACGCUUGCGUCUAUCUUGGCAAUCUGGUAAGCAAGGUUUUUCUUACUCAAAAUGGAGUGGGAAGCGGUGAGCAGCAACAUGGUGGUGAACAUAUUUCUGUUGAGCGUUUUCGAUGCUCUGAGUGCAAGGUCGUUUAAGCAGCAGAGGGAUAUCAAUGCGUUGGGGACAGAACUCUAAUGUUAAAUCGAACAAGGAAAUUAGGAAGACCAUGCGGGAAUGGAGACAGCAGCCCCUAAUGCCCUAGCCUUCCCUUCGAUGGAAAUGGGAAAAUGCCAAUUCAAGAAUUAUUAUUUGAAGGUUGGGUUUGGGUGAAUUCAGGCUUUCAUGAUGUGGUUCAUAUCAAAUUAAGCAAAGUUCUGCACAGAAUUCUCUUCAGGUGUUUCAAGAUUUCUGACUAAACAUGGAAGGAGAAAGAAGCUUAGGACAACAAUGUAAUUACUCGCAGUUAGUAUUUUGUUAGUACGGAGUAUAAGCUAAUGAGCUAUUCCGAUGGUAAGAAAAUGUGUUGGUGUUGGUCUAUACCGACGACACGUAUACCAGCACAUAAAUUUAUGUCGGAAUUGCAUACGUGGUAUAUUUUUGUUGGUAUAGCUAAAUGGUGUCUAUACCAACAUUUGUUAUACCUAUACUAACAGUUUUGUUACCGUUGAUAUAGGGCAAUUUGUUUGUAGUGAACAUUUCUUGCUUCUUGGAUGACCAAGGCUCAUAGGAAACUCGGAAAGUAUUAGGUAAAGAAAAAAGGGAGCAGAACAUGAGAGAGAGAGAGAGAAAGUUUGAAGGAAACAAAGUAUGUGGGGAAAUAAAAAUAAAGUUGUUUAAAGUCAACAAAUUUAUUCAAGCUCUAUAGAUUUAGAGUUGCUUUGGUAGCACGAAAAUUGGC